AGCAUAGUCUCUAAACGUGGAGGUUCUUCGCAAAUUUACGUCGCGACGCGCGUUUUUUUAAGUUUCAUUUUGAACACCGAACACAUCGAAUCAGUUUUAUAACUUUUUAUUCACACGUUCGAUCUAUUUUAACUCAGGUGUUCAUUUUGUUAUAUUUUCAUAUUUACUUAUUAAUUUGAACUUUAUAUACACUGUGAAUUAUUGAAAAAGACUUUAUGUUUUGAAAAACCGCAUUACAAAAAUGGAGGAGCGAUUCAAAGAAGAAUUCACCAACCUCACCGCCCGUGUCUAACAUUGUGAAAGACGUCUGUGAAUUCGUACGUACCUAGGGUUAAAGGUACGGUGUUUCGACCGUCGGUCUUCGUCAGCGGAUAUUCUAGUGGUCAGCGCCUAAAGUUGUGUGAGUUGAUUAGAGAAUUGGUUCGACUAAACGCCGAAAUCGUUCAGAGAACUUCAUGUGUUGGUGAAAACUUUGGUGAAAACUUCGGUCAUCUUACAUCUUAAGGACCAACUGUUACCGUUGAUCUUUGAAAACCUACCAGACCCUUCCAGAAUGUUCCCCAACAUGCUGAACCACAGCACGCUGUACCAGACCAUGAUGAGGUCACCCCUGUCCCAGCACUCGCACGCCAGCUCCCUGGGGGGAGGCUCGGCCUCGUUCCUGAUGGAGAAUUUACUACGGGAGCGCGCGGCCGCCGCCAUCAUGCCCCGUCCCCAGCACCACCCCGCCCUCUCGCCCAUCGGCCUUGGGAUGAGCGUCUCCUCCCUGAGCCAAGGUCACAUGUCCCCCAGCUCAGGCCACUCGUCCCCAGGGUCAGACCGCUCGCACGAGCCUUUAAAAACUCUUCUAAUCCCCGUCUCCUCCCCCUUAACGUCACCCUCGUCCCCGCCCCUGCCGGCCGUGCAAGUCGUAUCAGCUUCGGCAGCCGGGAGACCGAGCAGCGUGUCCACAGCUUCGGGCAAUACAAACAGUGACACUUUGUCCUACAGCUCCCAGCAGGCCCCGUUCCUCAAGUUUGGCAUGAGCGCCAUCCUCGGCACCGACAACAAUCGGAAAUCCCCGCAGGGCGGGACGGUGCCCAGAAACAAACCACCCCAAAUAGGGAGCCACUCCGGGGCGUUCGUCAGCUUCUCACCGUCCCUGCCUCCCCUGGGUGCCGGAUGUGGUAAAGGCGCCUGUCCCUUCCCCGCCCACGGUCUUUCCUGCUCCAGUUGCGGCCCCAGACAUCCGGCCUUCUACGACAACCCGUACCAGGCCAUGCUCCGGGCACCGUACUUUGGAGACGUUUCCAUUUUCUCUCACGCAGCCUCCCCCCUCAUCCCGAUGCCCAACCCCUUCACCUUCCUGAGCACGAUGCGCGGCAAGCCUAGGCGAGGCAUGCUGCGGAGGGCGGUGUUCUCAGACGCCCAGAGGAAGGGCCUGGAGAAAAUGUUCCAGCGACAAAAGUACAUAAGCAAGCCGGAUAGGAAGAAGCUGGCCACUAAACUCGGCCUAAAAGACUCUCAGGUGAAAAUUUGGUUCCAAAACAGAAGGAUGAAGUGGAGAAACUCCAAAGAGCGCGAGCUCCUGUCCACGGGCGGGACAAGAGAAUCCACCCUCCCGAACAAAAGUAAUCCUAACCCAGACCUUAGUGACGUCAGAGAAUCGGACGAUUCCAAACACCAGCGCGGGGAGGACAGCUAUUAUGAUAACAAUGCCCCCGAUUCUCCAAACGGAAGUAUAGCAUCCAGUCUCCCCUCGAGCCCAGUCAACUCCCAGCAGUCUUUGCAUUCAAUCACGCAUGCGCAGGACGAUGAAAGUGAUAUAGACUCCGACGAGGAAAUAACAGUGUCUUGAGAUGAAGAAAGUCGAUGUUAUUUUAUUCGAAGCAAAAGUAUCUCUGUAAUAUAUUUGUUUACAACCCGAUGUAAAUAGUGUACAUGGAUGUAUUUACCUUCACAACAACAAAAUUGAUUUUUUAAAAAGCCAAACAAAAAUGGAAUCAGUGAUCCGUUUUGUAAUAUUGAUAAAUGAGUAGAACAGGUGUUAGUGUGUAUGUGUGUGCAUCGUAGUGUGUAUGUGUGCGUAUCGUUGUGUGUUCAAAUGUAUUGAGUUUUUUAGUUCGCUUAUUCAAAGUGUAUGUUGCUGUACUAUUUGGGUCAUGAUAUAUUGGUUGGUUUAUGACUUUUUAGCGCAAUUUCCAAUCUGG
This is a messenger RNA of Physella acuta, 2189 nucleotides long. Its product is annotated as homeobox protein DBX1-B. Gene Ontology annotation, biological process: regulation of transcription by RNA polymerase II. The record is from RefSeq and is a predicted model, not a curated record. Lineage: Eukaryota; Metazoa; Mollusca; Gastropoda; Physidae. Gene Ontology annotation, molecular function: DNA-binding transcription factor activity, RNA polymerase II-specific; DNA binding.